AUGGCAGAUAAGGAUGACCUGGGACAGAACAUGGGUGAAAUAGGACGCAAAGUGUGGGAAAACAUCGAGCUAAAGACUGAAAGUGACAAAGAAAACGAGAACCUGAAGGAAAUCAAUAAAGAUGGAACAUAUGAAGAGGAAAACACUAAAGGUGAGACAGGACAGGAUGGGACACGGUACAUAAGGCCAGGGACAGGGUGGGACACAGUGCAGAGACAGGGGACAGGUGGGACACGGUACAGAGACAGGGACAGGGAUGGGACACGGUUACAGAGACAGGGACAGGGUGGGACACGGUACGCAGAGAGACAGGAACAGGGUGGGACAGGUACAGAAGACAGGGACAGGGUGGGACACGGUACAGAAGACAGGGACAGGGGUGGGACACCGGUAGAGGAACAGGGACAGAGUUGGGACAUGGUACAGAGACAGGGACAGGGGUGGGACAGCGGUACAGAGACAGGGACAGGGGUGGGACACGGUACAGAAGACAGGGACAGGGUGGGACACGGUGCAGAGACAGGGACAGGGUGGGACACGGUACAGAAGACAGGGACAGGGUGGGACGGUACAGAGAACAGGGACAGGGGUGGGACUACGGUACAGAAGACAGGGGACAGGGUGGGACACGGUACAGAAGACAGGGGACAGGGUGGGACACGGUUACAGGACGGGGACAGGAGACAGGGACAGAUGGGACAGUACCAGAAGACAGGGGACAGAGAUUGGGACACGGUACAGAGACAGGGACAGGAUGGGACCACAGUACAGAAGACAGGGACAGGGUGGGACUGGUACAGAGACAGGGACAGGGAGUGGGACACGGUACAGAGACAGGGACAGGGUUGGGACACGGUACAGAAGACAGGGACAGGGAUUAGGACACGGUACAGAAGACAGGGACAGGGAGUGGGACACGGUACAGAAACAGGGACAGGGUGGGACACAGUGCCAGAAGACAGGGACAGGGGUGGGACACG
Molecule: messenger RNA, 980 nt
Organism: Homarus americanus (American lobster)
Lineage: Eukaryota; Metazoa; Arthropoda; Malacostraca; Decapoda; Nephropidae
Product: ribosome-binding protein 1-like
Exons: 3
Source: RefSeq, a predicted model, not a curated record